Morone saxatilis (striped sea-bass) is the source of this 1588-nucleotide messenger RNA. It is a transcript of the gene bccip, whose product is annotated as BRCA2 and CDKN1A interacting protein. The record is from RefSeq and is a predicted model, not a curated record. Lineage: Eukaryota; Metazoa; Chordata; Actinopteri; Moronidae. Gene Ontology annotation, cellular component: nucleus. Bases 34 to 945 code for a protein of 303 amino acids. The transcript is spliced from 7 exons.
CUCCGUUGACACACGUGUUGCCUGUUUGCAAGCAUGGCUUCGUCAGCUAAGAGGAGAGCAGUCGGUUUGGGUCAAAAUCCCGAGGAAAGUGACAACAGCUCCGACGAUAACCCGGAGGACGAUGGUGAUUCCGGCGAGGAGGACAGCGAGGCAUCAGAUGAGGAGAUCCACGAGGAGAUCGUUGUGGACUUUGAAGCCCACACCAUUUCACCCAACGACUUCAAUGGCGUCAAGAAACUGUUGCAACAGGUCUUUCUGAAGGCUCAUGUAAAUACAUCAGAGAUGACAGACAUCAUCAUUCAACAGAAUCACGUUGGAAGUGUCAUCAAGCAAGCCGAGGUGCCAGAAGACAGUGACGACGAUGACCCGGAUGAAGUGUUCGGCUUCAUCACUAUGCUUAACCUCACCGAGAGAAAGGGUGUGCAGUGUGUGGAGGAGGUGAAGGAGUUGAUCGUGGAGCAGUGUGAUAAGAACUCUACCCACAGCGUGGCGGAACAGCUGGAGCACAUCCUCGGCGAUACCAGCAAGCCUGUGGGGCUGCUGCUCAGUGAGCGCUUCAUCAAUGUGCCUCCACAGAUUGCCCUCCCACUGCACAAACAGCUCCAGGAAGAAAUAGCUGAAGCUCAGAGGACAAAUAAGCCCAGUGGGAAGUGUCACUAUUGUCUGAUGAUCAGCAAGACCUGCAAAGAAGCAAGCAAGAGUAUUCCAGCCAGAGGAGGAGCUCCCAAAGAGGAAUACAUGUUUGUCAAUGCAGAGGAAGAGUUCUUCUAUGAGCAAGCCAUCAUAAAGUUCCACUACACGGUCCAGGACGAGGCAGACUCCUGCUUGAGCGGCAGGUGGUCGUUCGACGACGUACCCAUGAAACCUUUCAGGACAGUGAUGCUGAUACCAACAGACAGAAUGCCCGCAAUUAUGGACAAACUCAAAGAAUACCUAACUGUGUGAACCUCACAAUAAACUAAGACACCUAUGCACAAUGCUGAAGACCUUCAGGCUUAUGGAAAUUGUUGAAUAUACUCUGUGUAAGAGACUGUAGAAGAAAAUGUUUUGGUACCAUCAGCAACAGUAGCGCCAGUAUUGUAAACUUGACAUCUAGUACAUGUUUUUUUUAUUUUAUUUUGGAGUAUUUACAAAUUCCUUGUUCACUUAUACAUACCUGCUUAUACUGCAGAAAUAUACAACAGGUUUGUCAUGUGAAUAUAAAUAGAAAUACAGCACUAAAUCACUUUUUUUAAAAUACUUUUAUGACAAGAUUAUAAACCAAAACAAUUAAAUGAUAACUCUUUUGUGUUAAUGACAACAGCUCGUACAGGUGAGCUUGAAGGUCCAGUCUCAGCAGAUGGAUUUGCCAUAAAGUCAGCGUACUGGAUAGUAAAGCUAUUGUCUACUCUUAUGUCCUUGACGACAUAACUUAGAAAGCUUUUUUUUUUUUUUUUUAAACCAAAUUUGAUCUCGAUUGUUGUGAAAAUCGAACGUACAGGAACAGAAUCCUGAAUGGGGUUUAUUUGUGCUGUUCUUCCGAAGAUUUUCCAAUUGAGCAUUUCUGUAGAUCUCUUGCCACCGAAAAUAAAUGCGUUCUAUAUCUUAA